GAAACCCCAUGCUUCUCUUCGCGGUCUCGCAAUGGCGAAAGUUGCUUCCUUUGAAUGUCAGUACUGCGACCUGCGGUUAGCGAACAAUCGCAGUCUGCAGAGGCACAUAAAACUUGUGCACAAAAUCACUCACCCGAAGUACAACUGCGACGAGUGUGAAGUAGCCCUGACUUUGAAAGAACUGGAGUACCGCCAUAUCAGCGUGCAUUUCUUCGAGCCAGAAUAUGAGAGGUAUCACUUUCUGACAAUGCCAGCUUUCAAGUCAUUGAAGGAAAAGGUGGAGAAAGACACACGCAGUCACUUCAUUGCAAGGACAGGUACAGAGACUUGCGGCCACCUGAAAAAGAAGCAUUUCUACUUCGUCUGUCACCGGUCUGGAAGUUAUGCUUCACAAGCUACAAGUAAACAAAAGCUGAAGCGGCCUUCAAGUGUCAAGUGUGGAAAAAGAUGUUUUGCGGCAAUGGCUGUGACUGAAGACAACACAGGGCACUAAACUUCAGUAAAAAAAAAUUUUAUGAGCCGCACAUUCUAGCAGACAAAGUAAACUGCAAGUACAUUGCUGGAGAAAAAGAAUGUCUCAUGUUGGUCUUGCAUAUAUAAGUUACACUGUUCUACAAUACGCUUGGACGAAAAUGAAAAGAAAAUGGUGGCACCUAUGGUUUGGAAAAUAUGAUGCCUUAAUACUUGGAUGCUCAUGAAUCAGCUAUGUGAAUGAAACAUGAUUGAAACGAUCACGAUAAUUAGGCUUAUACCCCUGUCACACGGCGAAAACUAAUGUCAUUUGAAAAUGAUGACAAUGACGAUAGUAAAAAAAAAAAACGCCUCAAACCCACUUUUGUCCAAUAAUUAUUUUCCAGUAUGCUAAAUUCCACUAGAAUAUGUGAUCACUGCUUUCAAACCGUAGUGUUCGAUUACUAACUUGUCGACAUUGCCAACGAAGUCGAGUCGAGCUAAGGCAAGCAACAGGGCGAAGAGAACGAUAGGCGCGUCCGCUACAUCUGCUAAAAAAGGUACGAGAAGGGCAGUUGCAUGUCAUCGCCUUUCUGAUGUGCAUACGAGCUUCUAAUAUCCUCAUUCUUGGCGCGUGCCACAGGAAAAAACGCGCACGCUUUUAUGCCAAGUCAAUUGAAGUGGCCGCGGCCGAUGCUCCGGUGAGAACCAACAUGACUGCUGCAGCGAAAGCUAAAGAUGGCUGUCUGGUCACUGGACUGAGAGUAGUUUUCUGUAUUUACCUAUGUGAUGGACUUCAAUGUCGUUAAAGCAAUAAUUAGGUAAUAAAAUGGAUAGAAUAGUGAUUUUUUGUUAAAACAAAAAAAGAAGCACGUACUGUUUGCGAAACACUGGUAAACUCGUGGUGUCGAGGAUACACAUUCAGUUCCAAACGAAUGCGAAUGAGUUUGGCGAACUGAUUUGUUUGUAAAUGUCCUUACGUUUUACCGUGUGACACCAAAGAAAUGGCAUUAUCAGCGAAUGUCAUUCGUUGUAAAUGACAUUAGAUUUGCCGUGUGACAGGGGUAUUAGACAUGAACUCGUAAAACAGCUUCAAGUGUCCAGUCAGUACUCUACUUGACUGAAAUAAUACCUUUAACUCAAAAACCCACAUGACUGCAUAGCCUUCAAAGCAUACGUUCACAGGUGCGUCUGCUCUGUAAAUAUGGAUGAAUGACUGAUAAAUCAACCAUUAAAAAUAAUUGCUGAAAGCUUUAAUUGACAAUUUUUAUAUUGACAUUAAUCAAAUUAUGUGCAUCAAUUCAGUCAGUAACAGUGAUGUUUAAGUUAAUCUGGAAAUGCUGCGCAUGUUUUCGAUUGCAGACUGUUUUGCCCUUCUAUGGUGGCAUGCCACUAUGGAAGUGGCAAUAACUUAUGCUAUGGAAUGUAAUUGGAAAAUUAAGUUCUAACUGUAGGAUAGAAAUUGAUAACAAUGGCAAUAUUUAGUAAAGGAACUAAAGUGGAAGACAUUUUUGCCCUGGGUAGGAUCUGAACCACAAUCUGCACAUGUCCAGUCCAGUGCAAUGCUUUUACAAUGGUUCAGUAAUGUCUUUUGUGCGAACAAGGUUACCAACAGUGAAGGAUGAAAUUGGCAGCCUAGCUGUAAACUUGGUACACACAAUAAAUUUCUUCACUUACGUACCUGAUAACACUGGUGCAGAUAAUCCCUAUGACGGUUUAUCAAACACCAAACAUUUAAACACUUUAAUAUGUAAUCUUGCCUCUUCAAAUGUAAUGUAAUCGUGUAGUAUAAUUCAGAAAUGUAAUCUUGCCUCUUCAGCAGCUGAAGGCUGCAUAACACCUAACCUAACCUAACCUAAAAAGAACAAAAAUUGCGACAGCUUGAACUAUUUAACACACACCAUUGCAAAAGGUUUUUGUAAGUUAAUGUAACUCAUUAUUCAAUUAAAGGAAUUCUAAAUAAUGAUAUUAAAAAUGUUCAUCAGUGCCCAUUUCACUUCCUUGCGUGCUCGGUAAUUUUUACUUAUGCUUCAACUAAUAUACACUUUUUCUCUACUCUCUCAAGACAAGCUGCGAGAAGGCGUGUCCAUGGAUGCAGUGCAGUACUGGAUAAUGUGCGGUCCAACGUGGAUGAGACAUUCCACCGCAUUAACCUGUUAAGCAAGCAGGAUCUCCGCAAAAUAAUGAGGGAUGCCAGAGUCUCGAAGACCGAGCGGCUGCACGAUAAUGACUAUGUGAGCGUGCAACUCUGGGUUGAGAGGAUGCAUAGUGAAAAGGAAAACCCAUUGCUCUUCUUUAAACACCAAGGACAACCUGACAAAAAGUGACAUUUUUUUAGAGAAAAAAAUGAGGACCUUUUGGAUGACAGAGAUUUUAUGCUAGUCAUCAUGACCACACCACAACAGGAGCUUUUCAAGAGGCUUGGAACUGAUCGUAUAUGUGUCGAUGGAACACAUGGAACAGCAGGUGAGCAGUACUAUAUAAAUGCCUUAAUAAUAAAAGCAAGAAAGAGGGAAUGCUGUCCAAGAAUAAUUGCAAUAGAUAUGAUGAGUAGUAUUCCUUCACACAUGA
Messenger RNA from Dermacentor andersoni, 3021 nucleotides. Lineage: Eukaryota; Metazoa; Arthropoda; Arachnida; Ixodida; Ixodidae. The record is from RefSeq and is a predicted model, not a curated record.